Molecule: messenger RNA, 1542 nt
Organism: Danaus chrysippus (African queen)
Lineage: Eukaryota; Metazoa; Arthropoda; Insecta; Lepidoptera; Nymphalidae
Source: the annotation of a GenBank genome assembly
AUGAACGGCUUGAACGGUCAUAGUAACGGCGACAUGAACGGCGCCGGGGACAUCAUCACACAGAACCAGCAGCGGGGCUGGUGGACCAUAGGACUCAUCAACUCGCGGUACAAGUACCUCACCGCGGAGACCUUCGGCUUCAAGAUCAACGCCAACGGGACCAGCCUCAAGAAGAAACAGAUCUGGACGCUGGAGCCCGCUCCCGGGAAGGCCGAUGACAGUAUGAUAUAUUUGAGGUCUCACUUGGACAAGUACCUCGCCGUGGACUCCUUCGGCAACGUGACCUGCGAGUCUGAUGAGAAGGAGGCUGGCAGCAAGUUCCAGAUAAGUGUGUCGGAGGACGGGUCUGGGCGUUGGGCUCUCAAGAACGUGGAGCGAGGAUACUACCUGGGGUCCAGCUCCGACAAGCUGACCUGCACCGCCAAGGUCCCUGGAGACGCUGAACUAUGGCACGUGCAUCUGGCGGCCAGGCCACAGAUGAAUCUCCGCUCCAUCGGCCGCAAGCGGUUCGCCCACCUCUCGGAGUCUCUGGAUGAGAUCCACGUGGACGCGAACGUGCCGUGGGGCGAGGACACGCUGUUCACGUUGGAGUUCAGAAGUGACGAGGGAGGGAAGUACGCGCUGCAUACCUGCAACAACAAGUACCUCAGCGCGCCCGGGAAGUUGUUGGACACCUGUACGCCGGAGUGUCUGUUCAGCGCGGAGUACCACGCGGGAGCCCUAGCGCUCCGUGACGCGGCGGGCGCCUACCUCGCGCCCAUCGGCUCCAAGGCGGUGUUGAAGACUCGCUCCACGGCCGCCACCAGGGACGAGCUGUUCUCUCUGGAGGACAGCCUGCCGCAGGCCGCCUUCGUGGCCGCGCUCAACGACAAGCACGUGUCUGUCAAACAAGGCGUGGACGUGACAGCCAACCAGGACGAGAUCUCUUCCCACGAGACGUUCCAGCUGGAGUUCGACUGGGGCACGAGGCGCUGGUACAUACGGACCAUGCAGGACCGGUACUGGACGCUGGAGACGGGCGGCGGCGUGCAGGCCAGCGGGGACAACAAGUCGUCCAACGCGUUGUUCGAGUUGUCGUGGCAGGGUGACGGCGCGGUCUCGUUCCGCGCCAACAACGGCAAGUACGUGCUGACCAAACGAUCCGGACACUUGUACGCCAGCGCCGACACUGUGGACGACAACUGCAAGUACUACUUCUAUCUGAUCAACAGACCGAUCCUGGUGCUGAAGUGCGAGCAAGGGUUCGUGGGUCCGAAGGGCGUGCGUCUGGAGUGUAACAAGGCCAACUACGAGACUAUACAGGUCAUACGCGGACCUAAAGGAGCCGUGUACUUCAAGGGUCAGAACGGCAAGUACUGGCACGCGGACAGCGAGUCUGUGAGCUGCGACAGCGACUCCCCGCAGACCUUCUACCUGGAGCUGCGCGAGCCGACCCGCCUGGCCAUCCGCUCGGGCUGCGGACACUACCUGGCCGCCGCCAAGAACGGGAACUUCCGCCUGGCCGGGCCCGAGCUGGCCACCGCCACGCACUGGGAGUACUAG